AGGAAUUUAAUUUACGAAAUACCCUGUGCUUAACUGGGUAGUGGGUGGGCACAACAUUCAACAACCAUGUUGCCUCCCCUUCCCCGCUAACCCAACCCUUUCCCGCUCCUCCUCAAUAUCUUCUCACUUCCUCCUUCAAUGGCGACAAAUUACGCAACCUCACUUCGCCAUUUCCCCUUUCAAAUCCUCCCACUUCCAUUUUUCCACUUCAAAACCCCUCAAUACCAUUCCAGAACCUUCAUUAAUACAAUCCCUCCUCUUCGCUGUUUUUCUCCUCGCCGCCGAGGUCGUCGUCGUUCAAAUCGCCGUAACCUUAACAAAAGAAACAAAUCUUCUCAAUCAUCAUCUUCUUCUGAUUCUACAAGGCUCGAAUUUGUUCUCGACGUUGAUCAAUUGAAAACUAAAACACCACUCUCUGUCCAAAGAGCCCUUCAUUUUUUUGAAUCCAAAUUUCAUCGAUUCGUAUCUUCUUCCAUUGAAGCUUAUAAUGACCUUCGAAGUCUGAUUAUUGUAGAACCUGUGACUGGUCGUGUUGUUGUGUCAUGCUCUGGGAGUACUGUUCGAUUUGUUGGUGGGUUUUUGGUUUGGAGUUUUGUUGCUGUUGUUUUGGUUAGGGUUUUGGUUAAUUUAGGGUUAGGGUUUAGGCGGAGAAGUGAGAAUUUUAAGGUGGAGGUGAUUAAGAGGAGGGAUAGGAGUUUGGGUGGGAAAGAAGUGGUGGUUGAGAGGAGAGUUAAGGGGAAUAGUGAUGUUGGGGUGAAUGCUCAAGAUUUAAAGGAAAUGCCGAGGAGGACUUCGAAUCGAAGAGAGCAGAAGAAGUUGCCAAACUGGUGGCCGGAUAUUGGUCCUAGACCUGUUAUUAAAGCAUUUAAAGAAGAGUACCGGAGACAGGCCAACCUACUCGUUCAAGCAAUCAUGGAUGAUAAAUUGAGAGGAAAGGACGUCUCAGAGGAAGAUAUACUUGAACUGCAUAGGAUUUGUAAAAGAUCCGGAAUACAACUCUCCUUCGGAACCGAAAAUGCUCGGGACUCUUUUUAUCGGUUAGCUGUGCACAAUGUCAUUAAAACUUGUUGCAGGGUAGGAAGUCCUUCAGUUCAAAUUGAUGAUGAAGAUGCUCGCCGAUUUGUAGCUGGCCUUGCUUAUGAUGUAGGUCUCCCAAAUCACCGUGCUGCAACAAUUGUUUCUGCUGCUGUUGCUGCUCAAACGCGCUUAUGGUUUUUACAGGCCUGGGCCUUGGAGAUGCAAGCGAAACAUUCAGAAGCUAUGGAAGAGUUAAAGAAGAUAUGUCUAAUACACCAAAUAUUUCCUCCGGAACCUUCCUCACCGGAGAUGGAAAUGGUUGCGCGAGGUCUACAGAAACACUUGAAAGUAGAGGACAGGGAAUUUCUACUGACUAAACUUGUUAGUUUGUGUGGUGAGCAGAGUCCAAGAAGUGCUGCAGAGGCCCUUGGUCUGGCGUAGUUCCAUUUCUUUCACAAUUCAUUGAACUAAUUAUCAAAUAAUGAAUUAGGUUGGCAUAAACUGAUUAAUUUUUGAUAUAAAAGCAAUUUCACUAAUUGUGAAAAAGUCUCUUAAAGAGACCGUCACUGGGCCGGCCCAUUAGAUUUUUUUAAAUAAAAAAGGAAAAUGUAGUGCAACAGCACGCUUAAUCGGUAGGGUUUUAUGGUAUAGUUCAAAUAGGCAUUUAGGAUACGUUAAUUAGGGGUUUAUAGUAUGUCAAGUAGGUGAUUUAAACAUGCUGAAGAUGUCAAGUGUUAUGUGCUGUACGUGUUUAGGUUAUUUGCUGUAAGGAUUAGGUUAUGUGCUGUUGGUGUUUAGGUUAUUUGUUGUAGGUGUUUUUGUUAUGUGCUAUAAGUAUUUUUCUUAUGUGCUGUAGGUGUUUAGGUUAUUUGUUAUAAGUAUAUAUGUUAUGUGCUGUAGGAGUUUAUGUUAUUUGGUGUAGGAGUUUGUGUUAUGUGUAGUAGGUGUUUCUAUAUCUACUUUCGUAUACAAAAUAUCUACUGAAAAUUAUAGUAGUUGUUUUGUGAAAUGAGUAUGCCAAGUAGGUUUUUUUUUUUCUUGAAAUGAAUGGGGUUGGACUUUUGGAAGCUGUUCCUUAAAGAGACGGUCUCUCAAGAGAUUUAUUGAAGCAAUUUUUGAUACA
This is a messenger RNA of Amaranthus tricolor (Joseph's coat), 2140 nucleotides long. RefSeq lists its product as uncharacterized. The transcript has 6 exons. Lineage: Eukaryota; Viridiplantae; Streptophyta; Magnoliopsida; Caryophyllales; Amaranthaceae. The coding region runs from base 139 to 1458 and encodes 439 amino acids. The record is from RefSeq and is a predicted model, not a curated record.